UUGUAAAUUUCAAAUGAAACGGUCAAGAAGUCAACUUUUUUCUAGGCACUGUUCUUCGAAGCCAAGGUACGAAAUGAAAAUUCAGCCGUUCGGAGAUUGAAAGGGCAACAGAGAAGAGGAGGGAGGAGAUGGGUAUUUAAGGAAGAAAGAAAUCAUGGAGAAAGAUGAAGAGAAAACGAGAGAAAUGGGUUUGAUUUCUUCGUUAAAGGGGAUCGCUCCCUUUGCAGCCAUGGUUUUUGUAGAAUUCGGCGAGGUUGGAAUGCUUAUUUUCACCAAAGCCGCCAUGAAUGCAGGAAUGAGCACAUUUGUUUACCUUGUCUACUACAAUUCCAUAGGCGUCAUAAUUCUCUUCCCUUUCUUCAUCAACCGGAUCUACAGGAGCAAGCAAUCACCCUUCACAUUCCCUCUACUCUUCAGAUUUUUCAUGUUAGGUUUAUUUGGGAGGACCAUGUGGCUUUUUGGGUAUACAGGGAUCAGAUAUAGCUCUCCUGCUCUGGCUGCAGCUAUUAACAAUCUUGUUCCUGUUUUCACAUUCUUGCUUGCCAUUAUUUUCAAGAUUGAGAAAAUGGAUAUGAAGAGUGCAAGUAGUGUAGCGAAAUUUCUUGGGACUAUAGUGGCUGUAUCAGGUGCAUUGGUGGAUACUCUAUAUAAAGGUCCACCAAUUAUGUCUGGUAUUUCUCAAUCUGCUUUAGAUUCUCAGGCUCUUGCAGCUGAUGAAUCGAAUUGGGCAUUUGGUGGUCUUAUGCUUGGAAUAAGUGCUUGUUCAAUUGCAUCAUGGAAUAUCUUACAGGCAGAAACUGUGAAGAUAUAUCCAGAUAAGAUAACUGUCGUGUUUUUCUUCACCUUGUUUGGGACCAUACAAUGUGCGAUUAUUGCAUUCUUUGUUGAAAGAAAUCCAAUUGCUUGGAUAUUACCACCCGGAAUCCCCACAUUUGCUAUUAUAUAUGCUGCUACGUUUGGAAUUGCGAUACGUUACAAUAUUGUGACAUGGUGUUUACAAGAGAAGGGUCCUCUUUAUGUUACUAUGUUCAAGCCCCUUGGUAUGGUUAUUGCUGUAAUCUCUGGAAUGAUUUUGCUUGGUGAUGCUCUUUAUCUUGGCAGUUUAAUUGGAGCAGCUAUUAUAGCAGUUGGAUUCUACACUGUGAUAUGGGGACAAUCUAAUGAAAGUAGUAGUAAAGCAAUUCCAUUGAAUUCAAAAGAGAUAAAAUCGUGGUGGCAGAAGUUGCUUCUACGUUGGAAUCGUCAAGCCCAAAUGUAGGCGGAAAAGUGUAGCUUUACACGCAUACAAUUUAUACCAAAAGAUGAACUACAAUUCAAUAGGAACAAGGUUAACAGACUAUUUGACACAUAUUUUAUCUUAUAUACAUAUAUAUAUGUGUUAUGGAAUAUCAUAUCAUGAUUUUGGCCCUUUAAUAUCAAGUCACCAAUCAAGACUUAUCAGAUUCAUUAUCAACACUCAAAGAUUAACAUAUGAUAGAUCAU
This is a messenger RNA of Impatiens glandulifera, 1482 nucleotides long. Its product is annotated as WAT1-related protein At5g40240-like. Gene Ontology annotation, cellular component: plasma membrane. Bases 155 to 1258 code for a protein of 367 amino acids. NCBI's taxonomy places the organism in Eukaryota, Viridiplantae, Streptophyta, Magnoliopsida, Ericales, Balsaminaceae. Gene Ontology annotation, molecular function: transmembrane transporter activity. The record is from RefSeq and is a predicted model, not a curated record. The transcript has 7 exons.